This is a messenger RNA of Geosmithia morbida, 1311 nucleotides long. RefSeq names its product Cytosine/adenosine deaminase or related metal-dependent hydrolase. The transcript has 2 exons. Gene Ontology annotation, molecular function: hydrolase activity, acting on carbon-nitrogen (but not peptide) bonds. NCBI's taxonomy places the organism in Eukaryota, Fungi, Ascomycota, Sordariomycetes, Hypocreales, Bionectriaceae. The coding region runs from base 1 to 1311 and encodes 436 amino acids. The record is from RefSeq and is a predicted model, not a curated record.
AUGGUUUCGGAGUCCGACAUCAAGCCAUGGUUCCAAGGCCUGGCGCCCAAUCGUCUUCUGGUCAACGCCAAUGUCGUCGACGUGAAGUCGGGGACUAUUAUACCCAAUGCAAGCGUGGCCAUCAAGGGUGACACUAUUGAAUCGGUCAUGACUUCGCCAGCACAGGAGGACGCCUUCCCUGACUACUCCGUCAUCGACUGUCGGGGAAAAUACCUCUGCCCCGGCUUGUUCGACGCACACGUGCACUUCUGCGCCGUGCCGGGCUUCAAGGAUCUCUCAAAGGCGUUUGGAAACCACCGCGACGUGUCGCUUCUACGACAGCCUUAUGUGGCAGCACAGAUGCUCUACCGAGGCUUUACCAGUGUGCGCGACUGCGGGGGAGCGCAGCUGGCCCUCAAGGAGGCCAUUGCCGACGGGGUAUUUCCCGGCCCACGCCUCUUCAUAUCGGGCCACGCCAUCUCCCAGGCUGGUGGCCACGGUGACAUCCGAGGCAGCCACGACGACGACCUCGAGUGUUGCGGUGGACACACCAACGGUCUCGGCCGCGUAUGCAACGGUGUCCCCGAGUGCAUCCUGGCCGUGCGCGAAGAGAUCCGCUCCGGCGCAGACUUUGUAAAGAUCAUGGGCUCAGGCGGGGUGUCGACGCCCACCGACGCGAUCGAUCAUCUCCAGUUCACCAGAUCCGAGAUCCAGGCCAUGGUGGAGUGUGCCGAAAAUGCGGGCACGUAUGUCACGGCCCACGCAUACACGCCCAAGGCUAUCCGUCACUGCAUAGACAACGGUGUGCGCGGCAUCGAGCACGGCAACUUUAUCGACGAGCCCACCGCAAAGCUCAUGGCUGAGAAGGGCAUCUACAUGACGCCGACUCUAGUCACCUACGACCAGAUGGCAUCGGAGCAGUGGAAGGGAUACCUGCCUCCCGAGUCCCAGACCAAGAACACGGCCGUGUUCAGGGCUGGUCUGGAGGCCAUAGAGAUUGCGUGCAAUGCCGGUGUCACCUUGUGCUACGGGAGUGACCUCCUCGGUCCCAUGGGAUCGGCCCAGACUCAUGAAUUCACUAUUCGCUCGCAGAUCCUCUCGUCUACGGAGGUGCUCCAGAGUGCCACUCUCAACCCAGCAAGGAUGAUGGGAAGGGCGGAGUCGCUAGGUCAGAUCAAGGAGGGAUUCAUUGCUGACAUUCUUUUCCUAGAAAAGAACCCACUCUCGAAUGUCUCGAUCCUUGAUCAGCCAGAGGCGAACCUACUGGCCGUGAUGAAGGAAGGCAAAGUGUAUAAGAGCAGGUGGGAUGGUCGUAAAACCUGCGCCGAGUAA